Molecule: messenger RNA, 4539 nt
Organism: Linnemannia hyalina
Lineage: Eukaryota; Fungi; Mortierellomycota; Mortierellomycetes; Mortierellales; Mortierellaceae
Source: the annotation of a GenBank genome assembly
AUGGAACAUGGACAAGGGGGCAGGAUUGACAACGAUGUAUUGGUUCUGGGAGUCCCGUUGCCUAUUAUCAACCAGAAAGACCAGGAUACAAAUAAGGAAGCAAUUGAGGAAGAAGGAACAGAAGACCCUGAGCCUCGGUAUCGGUCAUACUUUGAGGUCCAAGAGGAAGACAUGUUGGCACAUGAGACACAACCGCCCAUCGCCUUCAAAGCAACAACCGAAUACCUGAAGUGGACCAUCCCCGCGCCACCGCGUGUGAAAAACACCCAUUAUGACAUCGUGUUGGGGAUAUCGACCAAGAACAUGGACAUGGACGCGGUCGAGGCCAUAGUCAUUACAAUCCACCAUAACCUUCCAGACUCGUUGGCUGUCAAGUCUGAAGUCAUAACGUAUCAGGAAAUCAAGAGGCUCUGUUCCUCCGCGGGAAAAGACGACGAGGUGUGUUUUCGAUGGAAGCUACACGAGAAGCUGGUGCUGCUUGGCGAGGAGGCUGAACCGACUCUUCUUGUGAUGGAUAUCAAGACAUGGCAGGGUGAACCAGAUGACUAUGGGUCAAUUGAACUCCAUUACACAGACAUCCUCAUCGAUUCCCGCGCCUACUACAAGGAUGACCCAAUGUACAGAGAGCACAGGCCGUUCUUCAGUUCAGUCGAUGUCAACAGGACAGGACAUCCUCGACUUGAUAUGGAACUACAAGAACCCAAGACGAUUGCUGGCUACACGAUGUCGGGAGACGGAUCACACAUCUUGAUCACGGUCCUUGCAGGAGAACACCGACUACUACAGCUCUGGAACUUCAGGGGCCCACCACCACCAACAGAGAUACUGCACUCCAAGCAGGCAUCCAGUUCCUCACAGCGAUCUAUUCACUCAGCUGGAUCGUCGCCAACCCAUAAUUCUCAACCGCAGCUUGUGGCUUGGAUGCAGCUACCGAUGGCCGAAGAAAGUACGUACGCGCUUUGUCUUUCCUGGGAUGGCACGCAGCUUGUCUAUAUCGACUUGGAUCGUGUCGACGCAGGCUCAGAUACGGAGGAGGAAUCCGUCAGCAAAAAUUCUUGCCGCAAGAACGAUACCAAACCCGCAGAACCCUCAGGCAAGAACGACACGGCCUUCUACAAGGUCGUCUCCAACUACACCCAAGCCCCUCCAGGAACGAUUGCUGGCUCGGGUUUCAGGAAGUUCGACGUUACGGAGCGGUGUCCUGGACUCGAUGGCUUCUUUGCCAAAGCUGCCUUUCACAUUGUCGCCACCCAGGAGCAGGAUGUCAAGGACGAGCUGUUUGUGACAUGCGACGGCGUGAAUAUCGAGAUAUAUAGCGCCUUUUGGGACUGGGCUCACCUUCGAUCGAUUCCCAUGGACCGAGCUUGGAACGAGCCAAGGUUUGCCGUCACCGUCUUUGGCGCUCAGCUCAAGCAGCUCCACGGCGCCUAUGUUGUCAUUGGAGACCCGGACACGUAUGAAGUCUCGACAUGGGACAUUGAGCAAGGCAUCCGCCUCUCGUCCUACAUGGAUCUUACGUACGAACAGUUCGAGGCGGUGCGCUUCUCUACGGCCAUGUCCAAGGACGGGAGGUUGAUCGCAAUCCCUGGAAAGUACCAUGUCGAUAUCUUUUGGACCGCAACCUGGACCCGAGCCGCCAGUUACACCGUCCACGAUAUGGAGCAUGACCCUUCGAUUGGCUCCGUCCGAUUCAUCCGCAACGAUACCCAGAUCAUGAUCGACUUCAAGUCCUGCGCGCCGUUCUGUCAAAGGAAUCACGGAUGUAUUUUCAGUGUCGACAGCAUGUCGCUGUUAGAGCAAUACGUUGUCGAUGGACACGACACCUUCGAGACGUCGUUCGAUGAUUUGGUCAGCCCGCAAACCAUAUGUGUAGGUAUCUCCCAAGUGUCUCUCUUUAACAUCGAGGACCGCAUCUUCCAAUCGCCGUCCAUCCGGAAGAGACAUUGUCAAGAGUCUUGCUUUGCUUAUGAUUCCUACAUCUAUGGCUACGCAGAAACACUUGCGCCCACCGGUCUCACCUUCAAGGCGGAGAAAUCGAUGGUCCCUGUACUCCUUAAUGGCCGCCGAGCGGACCAGCCGUAUGUUACCGUGACCGUCUCCGACCAGAACAUGAUACCUUUCAUAAAAAUGCCGAUCCCGCUACCUAAGGACCUGGACUUCACCAUUCACCGUGUCAACUUCAUUGGCAACUGCUCGCACUUGGCCCUGUCGCUCGAUGGCCUGGUGAUGAUCUGGAGCACCCCGACAACCCCUGAAGGCAAGUUUACUCUUCGCCUGGUCCACACCUACAGCCUCAAGACGGAUUGGGAGGUCUGCCUCCAUGGACAGCUCUAUGGACUCGUGCCCUACCACGAGACUGUCGAUUUCGCUAAGAACCUCCAUGACCCUAUCCGUGGUGCUGAGGCCGAUUUCUUAGGCGGCGCCGGCUUCUUGUCCGAGAUUUUCCAGAGCGCGAACAAAGACGUUCAGGAGGACAUCAUACAGUACCUUGGGAAAUACAUCAACCUCUACAUUCCAGGAACCGAAUGCGACAGCAACAUUGUGCAAUAUAUUUGCCACCACUGGGUGAUUGGAACUCACGGUUCGACCGUCCGACUCUGGAAGGCACUGCUCGCUCACCCAACCGGCCGCUGGAUCCCAAGGCACGACAUGGUCAGGAGCAACAACCCCAUUUGGUGCCUCCUCUCCCAGACUUUUGAACACCCCAAAGCAUUCGAGCUCGCCGAGGUCUUUAUCGACUACUGCAUCCGCCAGGCCAAACUGGAAAAAGACCCGCAUUUCCUGCUCCCGAUCCGACAAUGUAUGAAAGAACUCACGGAUCCCAAGAAGCCCUACUCAGAGGUCACGCUGGAGCUUUUCCGAGAACUCGCUUAUAUACCCGUGCGCAACCGCGACUAUAUCGUCGACCACCACAGGAUCGCACACCCAUACACUUUCCAUUGGCGGUUUUGGAGGUACAAUCCGAGGGGACUCCACCAGUAUCAGGACCAGGUCUUGCAGGUCACUUCGACGCCUACAGUUGACCCUCCCAAGUAUAUCUUCUCACGAGACAUCUACCUAGCCACUUUCGAUAUGCUCUGGCUCAAGUCUGGCUCCGAUCCAUCGCAUUCAGAGGAUCCAGAGAAGAGCAGUGAGGGUAAGGGCUUGUAUUCAUGGCCAUUUGCUCUCAAGGCGGCGUUGGCCCGGCGCCGAUCUUGGUGGACCCCCAACCCAACCGUCGAGUGCCAUCCUUUUGAGACCGAGACCCUCGACAACCCAGCCAUCGCCGCCCUUGUGGAGUACAAAUGGAACACGAUUGGGCUACAGUACUGGCUGCUCCGUUUCCUGGCGCAAUGUGUCUACUAUGUGCUUGUCCUCGUCGGCGUCGCCUUUCAAAUUAACCAAUACGACAACAAAGCAACCUUGAACGGCAUCUUCAUCUCCAUCAUUACCAUGUCGACCAUCUUUUUGUGGCUCGAGUUCUUCCAACUCAUCGAAGAAAAAAAGAAAUACUUCCGAUCCAUUUACAAUAUGGUUGACCUAUUCGCGUUCGUAUUUCCAAUGGCAGGAAGUAUUCUGCAGCUCGUUCGAUCCGAUCCCAAUACGCAAAACUCACUUUUCAGCUUCUCCGUCCUCUUUAUCUUCCUGCACUUUCUGUUUGAGCUGCGAGUGACACGAAGUGUCUGCAAGUUCGUGUCUAUCAUCAUCCAUGCCAUCGCCUCGAUCCGCGUGUUUUUCUUUGUAUUUGCAGGAGGAAUCCUUGCCUUUUCUGUGGCGAUCAUGCAUCUCCUUCAUACGUGCACCAAUUCUGACGACUGCUCGUCGUACACUGAAGGCUUCUCGCCUGGGUUCUUCCGCGUCAUUUCCAUGACCUACUUCAUGAUUGGCGGGAUGUAUGAUCCGGUCAGCAAUGGGUUCAGCCACAACGAUGUCGGGUUCCAUAUCAUGAUGAUAGUGUUCUUCUUUUUCACCGUCAUCCUCAUGUUGAACGUCCUCAUCGCUUUGAUCAACCAUGCAAUCGACGACGGAGACAGGACCUGGGAACUGGACUGGUUGAACAACCGGAUGCGGUAUAUCGAAAGUGCCGAGAACUUGACCUACGACAUUCCAGGCUUCAGGGCGGCGCACGACUGCUUCCCAGAAACAAUCUAUUACACCGCAACACCCCUCCAAGUGCGCGAAUACAGGAAAAAGACACAGCGCAUCAUGGACGACAAAGUCACCUCUGCCGACCUCACCAACUCUGCAGAUUUCAAGGUCCAACAACCUAUUAGCGGAAAUAUUGGUGGUACUGGUAGCGGUGGCGGGAUCCAGGAUUGGCCGCAGUCUCAGCAACAGCAGCAACAGUCUCAGCAGCAGGAAGGGGAGAGUUCUGGGACGAGUGCGGGGGAUGCGGCGGUAUUGGCGUUGUUGAAGCAGUUCCAGGAGGACCAGAGGCUGGCGAGGGAGGAGCAGCAAAAGGUUUAUGAGGAGUUGAGGCUUGCCCAUGAGGAGCAGAGGCAGGCGGCUGCUGACUUGAGGAAGGAGUUGGCGCUUUUGAAGGAGCGCGUGGGACAAUAG